This is a messenger RNA of Habropoda laboriosa, 10007 nucleotides long. RefSeq names its product A-kinase anchor protein 9-like. NCBI's taxonomy places the organism in Eukaryota, Metazoa, Arthropoda, Insecta, Hymenoptera, Apidae. Gene Ontology annotation, molecular function: molecular adaptor activity. The record is from RefSeq and is a predicted model, not a curated record. Gene Ontology annotation, biological process: signal transduction.
UUAUAAAUCGUCAACGGUCAAACAUUUUUACGGUGAACGGUUUGAAACACAUGGAAUUGAAAUGUAGCGGAUGACGAUCGGGCUGGUGAUCAUUUAUUAAUUAACAAUCGAGUUGGUUCGCCGUCAGUUAAUUAUUAAACGGUAAUUGUUGAGUAGAUUUUUAAUGAAAUGAACAAAGCAACGGACGAUGACGAGCGUAGGAGACGCUCUUUGGAGGCGGGCAGGGAAAUGCUGGAAAAGUACAAGGCAGAGAGAGCUGGUAAGGUUCAAGGCACAAGUCAUAGACACACAGAUGAACUAUCUGAUGAAGAAUCCUUUCACAAUGACAAAUCUAUGGAACGCAGGGGCUCUUAUACACAUGAGGGAGCUUCAUCAAGGGAUAUGACACAGAGUAGUGUUAGUAUGAGUGAAGGAGAAGCAGAUGGGGACUUGGAAGGACUGGCUGGAAGAGUGGCUCAGCUGGAAGAGCUAUUACAAGGAAAGGAAGCCAUAGUGGAAGCUUUGAAUGCCGAAAUAGAUCAUUUGAGAGCUGAGGCCUCAUCUCCAAAUUCUUCUCAAAGUCAUAACAGCAGUAUACAUAGCAGAGAUGUUAUAUCUUUGUAUCAUAUGAAGUUGCAAGAUUUUGAAAAAGCAGUGAAUCAGAGAGAUAACCUGAUAGAGGAUCUUACGUGGUCCUUACAGCAUGCUCUGUCUGUGAGAGAUAAUCUUGCUAGUCAAUUAAAUUCUUUGAAUGCUAUGGAGAUCCCCUGUAAAGAUAGUGCUACUGCUAUGAAUAAUAAAAGUUUGCAAGAAAAGAUUGAUACUUUAGAAAAAACAUUGAGUGACCAAAAGUCGAUGAUACAAAAAUUGAACAGUCAGCUGGUCCAAAUUCAGGAACAUGUACAGACACUGGAGAUGGAGAAAGAAACGCGGAACGCCGAGAUCAACGAUUACAAAUUACAAAUUAAUAAUUUGAACGAACAGAUUCGUGUAGGCGCAGCUGAUAGAAAUUUAAAUAUUGCGGAGACUUUGGAGCAACAGAAACAGUACGAGGCACGUGUGGAUAAGAUAAAGCAAGACAUGCAACACAUUUUGAAGAAGUUUACAGCUGAAACGAACACAAAUACAGUCCGCCACCAACAGGAACUGAAAGACUUGUCUGCAAAACAUGAAAUAGAAGUGAUGAACAUCCAACAGAAGUAUGAAGAACAUCUGAAGCAACUGAAGGAAGAGAAUAAGUCACUGGCUGAUCGUCUGAACAGAGAACUACCAGAUCUGGAGACCAGACAUGCUAGAGAAUUGUCUAUAUUCCAAACACAGUUGUCUCAUUACAAGAAAACCGUGGAGGCUUUAAAAUUGGAGCUGAUGAAUCGUUCUGAGUCUCAGCAAACCGCUCAAGCUGAAUUAAACGAGUACAAAUCAAAGUUGAACGAGAUGAAAGUACAGUCGGAGAAGGUUAGACACAUACAGGACUUGGACCAUCAGAAGGAAAAGGAGAUGCUAGGUGAACAGAUCAAAUUGCACAAGUUGCAACUGGAAGACAUGACUUCAAAGUACCUUGCUGUAACUGCGGUUCUGGAAUCGAAGGAAAGCAUCGAACGUUCCUUGGAACAGGCCCUGACCAGCGCUGCAACUUUGAAAGAUGAGAAUGAAAGUCUAAAGUUUAAGCUCGACGAUUUGUCUUCUAGGUAUUCUGCAGCGCAGUCUUUGAUUGAGAAUAGUCAGUCCCAUGAGAGAACUAUGAGCAACAGAAUCUACGAUCUGGAGAAAUCCUUGUCCAGACUGAGUGGUAUAAACGUGAGCACUUUGAGCGAGUUCAAUGAGACCACGUAUCAGACUCUGGACGAGGUUGCGAUUCAGUAUCAGUUUACGAAGCAGAAACUCGAAGAGAAGUCAGAAUUAGAGAAGCUUCUGGUUCAUAAGAUUGAAGGCCUUGAGGAUGAUGUUCGUAAGUCGAAAGAGGAGCUGGAGCAGGCUAAUCUCACUAAGAAGUCUUACGAGAAGCAAUUGAAGGACAUGAAAAAUAUGUGCGACAAGUAUAAGUCCGAGAUAAAUUUGUUGAAGAAAGACGACGUGGAUGGUCAGAACUUUUCGCAAAUGGAUGAAGUGCAGAGAAUGUCUAGUCAGAGUAAGAAAGAUACUGUCAGUGAUUUACUAUGUAAAACUGAAGAGGAUCAACAGGAAAUUAAAAAGCUCAAAAUGACUCUUGAUCAAAAGGAAAUAGAGCUCUUUGAGUCUGUAACACGGAUGUACGAACUGACAGAGAAGCUGAAGAAGUCUGAGGACGAAUGCGAACAAUUGAAGAAUGGGCUUGCUACAGCAUGGGCCCAGUGUGCAGAGGUGGAAGAGAAGUUGAAUCAAACGUUAGCUUUAAGCGACAGUAAGCUGGACAUUUCUUUGCCAUCAUCCAGCUAUAACAGUGCCUUAAUCAAGCAAUUUAAAUCUGGUAGGGUUGCAAACAAUUCCAUGAAUACAACAGAUGAUCAGAGCACAGAUACCAAUAGGAUUUUCUAUGAAAAAAAUGAGGAACUGAAUAUCAGCAAUAGAGCAGCCUCUUUACAAGCAAAAUUAACGUCUGUACUGGAUGAGAAGGAGAGAUUAUUGAAGGAACUGGAUCGUUUAAUGAAACAGCAGGCUGACUAUGAAGAGAUCAGAAACAAAUUGAAGCAUUACACCAUACUUUCAGAGAAUCUUGUAGCAGAGAAGGAACAUACUAUGGAGGAGAAUAGAGUUUUGAAGGUGAGACUGGAAGACAUGCAUUCUCUGAAUGAAUCUGUGAAUCAACUGAGAGCAGAAAAGGAAUCCUUGCGUAAAGAGAUUGAAACACUAGUCUGUGUUCAUGACGAGCAGAUAAGUGCCAUAAAGGCUGAGACUGUGUCAGAAAUAAGAAAGGUUCAGUCUCUGAUGUUGGGAGUAAAAGAUGGUACCAGAGAGCUGAAUGAUCUCAAAACAGAGUUAGAGAUGCGACACGCGAAGGAAAUGGAAGAGUUGCGUAUAUACUUUGAGCAGAAGUGUCUGCAGAUGGAGAAACAAUAUUCUGAGGAAAUAUUCAGCCAACAAUCGAAGAAAAUGUCUGACAAUGACAGUGAAAUAGCUGAUUUGACCGAAGGGUUGUAUUUUGGAGGUGCUGGGGACUGUUUAAAUGUUUCAAAUAUCUCUGAACACAAUUCAAGACUUGCUUCCCCAAUGGGGGAUGAUCAGUCAAAGCAUACCAGUCACAACUUUAAUAGUCAUAGCAAAUCUGAGUUAGAGUAUGACAUGAAUAUCAAAGUUUUGCAACAGGAACUGCAGAAUAAGAUAAUAGAGGUGCAGGAGGUAAAAUUGCACUAUGAGAAAGCACUGGAGGAACAGAAGAACAUGUAUGAAAGGGAAUUGUAUAGUAACAAGGCGAAAGAGAGGCGAGAAUUAUUGAGAAACGCUGUAAAUCAGCAUUGUCAAACAGAAUGGGAUGCGGGUGCGUUGGAAAACGGUGAAUUAACGCAGCUGCGAGCGACCUACAACCAUCAGUUGGAGGAGCAGAUCGCGCUAGCUAAGUUGGAUAUUGUCAAUGCGCUUCAAGAACAGAUCCAGGCACUUUUGACCGUUGAGUCGGACACAGACGAAAAUUGGCCUCCAGAAUUGUUGGAACUGAGGGACAAACUCACUAGUAAUGCUAAAAGGGAGAUGCAGCUACUUAAAGAGACGCAUGCUGCUGAGGUGCAACGUUUGAAAGAGACUGUGGCUAGAAUGAUCGAUCGUCAUCAAGAGGAAAUGAGCAAAAUCAAGUCUGAGAACAAUCAGAGCUACGGUGGGAGACGGGAUUCUGACAGAAGCAUCCUUGAUGAAAGAAAUAGCUUGGUCAGAACAUGUGGUACUCUCAAGACACUGAUUGAAGAACUGAUCAAAUACUUUGUCAUCUGUGAAGAGGAGGUAAAUAAUACACUUAUCACUGAAGUUCUCAAGAGACAGUUGUCUGAUAGUCUGAAAAGUAAGAAAACAGUGCAAACUGAUGAAAGUGAUCAGAGCUCAAGGAUCCAGAGAGUUCACUUCGCUCCCAAGGCAACUGAGAUAGUUUCUAUAUUAAAUAGUAAACCUGAGACUUUGCCAACCAUUCUGGAAGAGGAUAGCAGCAUAACAGAGAGGCUGAAACAAGAAUUAAAUAGCUGUGUACGACGUUUGAAGUAUGAAAGCGCUGAAAUCCUUGGCACCUCCUUGUCCACAAUAUCUACUAGUGAAUGUAGACGUAGUUCAUCUUCAAAAGACGUCUGGUUGAACAAACUGAACGAGGAGCUGAAUUUGAAGCUGCGUCACGCAGAAGCUCUAAUCAUGGGCUACCAAGAAGAGGCCGAUCAGUUAAAAGUGACCAUUAUGGAUCUCCAGAGGAAGCUGAUUAGUGCAGAGAGCAAAAAAGAGACCAUCACUGAAGGCUAUGGAGAAAAUGACGAUAUCAGCACUGAUAUUACUCCACAAGACUUCUCACAAUUGCAAGAGAGAGCGAGACUUGUGCUAUCGAACGGAGGAGGAGACUGCACGGAGUUGCUUCAAUUGAUAGAAGAAUUGUGUAAACAGAGUGAUAAACUGAUGGAAGAGUCGAAGAGGGAGAAAGAGGACCUGCAGAAGCAGCAGGUGCCUUUAGAACCUACUCCUACCCCAUACAUUCACAAGGUUUGCUGCCGAAAGAUCGAGGCGGCGGAUAAGCAAUUGAAAGCAACCCACAGAUUCCUGGAUGAACAGGCAAGCGAAAGGGAAGUGGAAAGGGAUGAAGCUGCGAGGCAAAUGCACCUUUUGCAAGAGCAGCUCAAAGAGCGUGAACGAGAAAAGGAACGAGACCAACGUAUUACGUCUGAGCAGUCAACAUUGUCACCCGAAGCAACGUCAGACAUCCCGCUGCUUCAAGCAUCUGACAUCGGUGCAGCUGUGGAAGUUUUGGAGUCCCAGAUGAGAGAGAUGUCCUCUCUGAUGUCUGACACAGAGGCUAAGAAAACUGAAACUGAGAGUGAACUGAAAGCAGCCAUUGACAAGAUUUGGGUACUCCGAGAAAUCAUUACUGACUUGGAACAGCAGCUACAGAUCAAGACUGAGAAAGAAGAGUCCUUGCAAAUGCAAAUCAAUCAGUUGGAAACUGUGAUUGCUGCACAGACCAAGAACCAGCAUGAACUGGUGCAAGAAUUGGAUGCUGUUAAGAUGGGUAGCGAAAGCAAGCAUCUGAAUGAUCAUAUUAAUCAUCUACAAGAGGAAUUGAAGAAGUACAGGCUGAGUAGCGAACAAUUUAACGUAAACUCUGCCGCAUUGAAGCAGAUGAAGGCAGAACUACGUGAGAUGCAGAAUAAUUUGGAUAAGAGAAUCAAAGAGUUAGAAUCUGUGCAUAUGUGCAGCUCCAAUUUGAGUUUGAGCCAGCCAAGCGAAGAUGUAUCCAUUAGAGAUCAAAUAGAAGCUUCUAGGUGCCCUACUCCAGAUGAUCCUAAUGCUCCUCCAAUGUUGCCCCUUGAUCAACUAUUAAAACUCAAGGAAAAAAUGCAGAAACACGCCAGAGUGGAGGAAGUAGCUUUUAAGAGAAUCAAAGACUUAGAAAUGCAAGUGACUGUUUUAAAAAAUCAAAACGAGGAAUUGCAAGCAGAGCAGGAGAUCUUGCAGCAGACCGCUUCUGAGCAGUUGUUCCAAAUAGAAGCGAUGCGUGGCAGGUUGGAGCAGCACAAGCAAAGUGCUCCGUUCGCUCAGAGACAAGCUACGUCACGUUUGGAGCUACAGCUUCACGAAGCCAACACUAAAUUUCAAUCUUUGGAGCGAACUAUAGCUGAUAAGGACUUGGAAUUAAAUGAUAUGAAGAAUCAACUGGACAGAGUGAAUCAAUUAUUACAAGAGAAAGAAGCAGAGAUUGCAAAUGUAGUACAAGUAGAAACUGCUACGAUCCAGAAGCUGAAGGAACAUCUAGAGAUUGCUGAAGAGGAGAAAAGGUUUCUCCAUGCAAAGGUUGGUGUCCAAGAGCACGCUCAGUUGGAAUUACCGAAAUUGAUAGACAGCAUGCUAGCAGACAAAAACGAAGAGAUAGACCAUCUUAAAGAACAACUGUCCAAAAAAGAGAAGCAACUGGAAGUGUACUCUUCUUGGAAUUUGGAUGACACAGAACUAAGGGAGCUAGCAAGGCAGAUAGAGGUGAAGAACAGCGCUCGUACAUUAAGUGACAUAUUAUCUAUCCACUCGGAAUGUGAAGAAACUACAGAAGCCAUCAGGGGAGCGAAUACAACUCAAAAUUUGCCUAAUGUAUCUGCCUUUAAAGUUCCUACACCACCUGCUUCGUUCAAAAAUGUGGAUGACUCAGUUAUGCCUUUGUUAGACACCACCAAAAUGGCUCUGCAGGUUCCUCCCCUAGAUCUGGGCUCUCAGAGCCUUUCUACAAUUUCUAAUCAGCAGUCUGGAAUGAUGGACUCUCUGCACAGUGGGCUGGAGUCGAAGACCACCUCUUCAGAGAACACUCUCUCCAUGGACAAGACUGAUCACGCUUCCCAGUCGAAACAGGAGAACAUUCAAAUGUUGCAAUCACCAGAAAAAGAGCGUGCUGAUGACAGAAACGAGACUGGCAGCAAUAAGUCUCGUGUCACUUCGAUGAAGUACACCCAGACUUCCAUUAAUGAGACUCUGAAGGAGAUGGAGAACUUAGAGAACCAAUUACAGGCUAUGAGGGAAGAAUUAGGGGUGAAAGCUGCCAUUUUGAACAAGAGAGAAACUGAUCUGAUAGCCUUGCAAAAGCUCUAUGACGAAUUGCAAGCAGAAUUCAAGGAGGUGGUGGAAACUCUCUCCAGAGACAAGUGCUUCUAUAAGAACCAAUAUGAAUUAUCACGAGCAUCAGAGAACAAGAUAAAGAAAGAUCUGCUGGAGGUGGAGAACGUUUUGAAGUUGAGGAACGAGGAGAUAGAAGACCAUAGAAACAAGAUGCAAGUGAAUGAGAAGAUUAUAAUGGAGUUGAAUUCAGAGAACACUAAACUGAAGAAAGAUAUAGAGGUGAAAGAGCAGGAACAGACAAAAAAGUACACUAACCUGCUUCAGGAGAAAAUGAAGGAGUUGCAGAAUUUCAGGGACGCUAUUCUUGAGAAGGAUAUCACCAUAGAAACCAUUCAGACCCGAAAUAUUGAGAUAGAAAAUGAAAAUAAACAAUUGUACGAAUUCAAGACCAAAUAUCAAUUGUCCAAACAAGAAUUAUUAGAAUGUCAGAACGAACUUCAGAGGUUGACAGAAGGUCUGAACAACAGAGACCAGAUUAUCAGACGACUGGAGGAGAUGGCCAGACGUACAAGUUUCUCAGGAACAUCCUCGCCGUCCAAUGAAAAGGACCAAGAGAUUCACCAUUUGCAGGAGUAUUUGAAGGAAAAGGACAAAGUAAUACGGCAGAUGAGCGAUGACAGUAAAAGCUUGCAUAAAGCUUUAGAGACUAUUCAGAACAAAAUGAAAGAAUCUGGAAACGUGGUAGAACUAAGGAAAAAGCUGAAAGAUGAGAAAAAAUUGAACACUGAACUAAGGGUUAUGGUGGAGAAGCUGGGUAAGGAGUUGUCUGACUUGAAGUUGCCUGCACAAAGAUCACAAGAUGACACUGAUAUCGAGGACAUGGUGCAAAGGGAGCUCAAUUUGUCAGCUCAUUUAGAUAGACAAAUCAUGAGUGCCAUAGAAAGUGAUACAGAGGACAAGAUCAGAGUAGAGAGACAAGCUCCCUAUCAGGAUCACCAGGAAGGAAAAAUCAUGAAAUUAAAACUGAGCCAAGCUAACAGGAUCAACGAAGAGUUGAAGAAGUUAAAGGAUGAUCUGGAAAUUGAAAGGGGAAUGCUUAAGUGCCAGAUUGCUGAAUAUGAAGCACGUAUCUUCCAGCUUAAAUCAGACUUAUCAGAGGAAUCCAAGAAAGUUGCUAAACUGGAUGAGGAAUUGUCCUCUGAGAAGAAUCUAGUGAGAACAUUGAAGAUUCAGAUAGAGAAGGUGCAAAGAGCAAUGCGAUCAAGACAUAUUCAAGAUUCAGAACUGAUUGAGUUUCUUCAGAGUAAAUUAAAGACCUCUUUGGGCAAUGAAGCGAAGUUUAGAAACGAUCUGUCACUGUUACGACAGGAGCAUAAGAGUUUGGAAAUUCAGUUGAGCUUGAUGAAAGAGCAUGUACAGUCCCAGGAGACUGAUGACACGCCAAAGCUGACAGAUCUACUAGAAACUGAGAGGAAGAAGUACCUUUCCUUGAUGGAGAAUUUUGAUAAAGAGGAGAGAGAAAAUGCAGAGCUUAAGGACAGUGUGAAAAAUUUGCAGAUGGAGAAGAGUCGCUUUGAGAAGCAAUUGGAAAUGGAAGUGGAGGAGAAGGAGAAAUUAAUAAGCAGCUUGGCUCUGGUAGAGGGAAUUAACGAUUACGUACAAACUGAUCUCCGACGUACCAAAGAAGAGUUGAAAGCAAGGGAGGAGGAGUGUGAAUGGUUACAGAAGAGGAUCGAGACUAUGUCUGAUACAGAGGCUAGGAGACAGGAACAGAGGACCAGUGAACAUAAUGAGCUCAAAGGAUUGAGGAGAGAAAUAAACAAUGCUAGAGAAGUAAUGAUGGAUCUGGAGGCUGACAUGAAGCAAUCGAAGAGAGAACUAACAGAAUCUCUUGAGCGUGAAAUGAAGCUGGCUAAAACACUGGACAAAAAACUGUCCUCUAUCAUGGACGAGGAGAAGAAAUUAAGGGAUACGAUCACUGAGCUGCAGCAAGAUCUGAAAACGUGCACCAGGAGGGAAUUAGAGCUCACGAAAGAGUUAAAAAGUAGAUUCACCAAUGAUAAGAACAUACCUGCCAAGUUCAUGCAGAAAAUCAAAGAUCUCAGUGAUAGCAAUGAAAAAUAUAUGACAGAGAAAAGCAUGCUUCAAGAAAAGUUGAUAAAAGCUAGGGAAGAGAAAGAGCAACUGAAUCAACGAAUUAAAUUGCUCGAAACUCAUGCGAAGUCAAGCAAAGGGUCUCAAGAUGGAAAUACUAUAACAGUAGAAUUUAUAGAGAAGUUGCAACAUUUUUAUGGACAGUUCUUGCGAGUAAAGAGCAGACGCAAGGCCUUAACUUAUCAGAAACGCUACCUGCUGGGUGUAGUGGGGGGCUACCAGCUAUCUGAAGAAAAUACACUUUAUAUCCUCGCUCAGUUAACCAGAUCAGAACGUGCCUAUGUCGUGGAUGAUAGCAACAAGAAAUCUCCAAAGUUACGCUUCAAGAGUGCCGUGUUAGUUCUUGUCAGUAUACACAGAAUGAAGUGGUUGAUCCUGAGAUGGAGUACUGGAAAGCGAAUAGGAGUACAGACGCUAUUGUGGAACGUGGAUCAGUCCUUUAAACCUAUUCAAAAGAUCACCAUGAACCAUUCGCCUCCUGUUAGGGAAAAGCGUACCUCGAACGGAGACGGUCGAUCUAUCGACGGAUUCUCGCUUGAACAGUAUUACCAACGUCUGAAAAAUAUUCAGCAGACGUUGGGGUUGGCUAUGGCGGAAGCCGGGAAUCUUCAAAUUAUUCCAGAAUAGUAUUAUGACCGCCUAAGUGUUGCAAACAUCGUGUGCUAUGAUUUAAUUGUUAUGUCGCCGUUUAUGAAUGCGGCCAUGAACAAGUGGCUCGCAGGGGAUUGCUGUUUCGAUUUGUAAUUUCAAACGGAAACAUUCAAAACUGGGCAUUCUGAUCGGAGAUGUUGAGAGUUUAUCUGUAUUUUUUUACGAGUUGUAAAUAGGACUGUAGCAUAGGAACUACCAAUUGUUAAACACGUGUUAAGUCCUUGCACUAUAAUUACUAGACGAUAAUGUACCAUGUGUGCUAUAAUUUCAGUACUAUUGUUACUUCUAAGAGUUUCCCGAGGAGAACGAACAAAAGAGCUCUAUGUAUAGGUUGUUUCAGAACUAGUUGUUAGGGAAUAACGAGAACAAUAUUCUUUGUCGGAUAAUGUACAUCAUUGGUCAAAAAAUGUUCGAAUUGACCUGCAGUUUUGGAACACACUAUACACAACUAAUGCUCAUGUAUCCUGUUUUACCAAAGUUACUGAUAGAAAUAUGUCUCUUGAGCGUACUAUUGUCAUAAGAAU